Messenger RNA from Mesocricetus auratus (golden hamster), 4528 nucleotides. It is a transcript of the gene Cstf2, whose product is annotated as cleavage stimulation factor subunit 2. Gene Ontology annotation, biological process: mRNA 3'-end processing. Gene Ontology annotation, molecular function: mRNA binding. Gene Ontology annotation, cellular component: mRNA cleavage and polyadenylation specificity factor complex. NCBI's taxonomy places the organism in Eukaryota, Metazoa, Chordata, Mammalia, Rodentia, Cricetidae. The record is from RefSeq and is a predicted model, not a curated record. Bases 169 to 1968 code for a protein of 599 amino acids. The transcript is spliced from 15 exons.
CGGACAAAACUCUAGGCGGGAACCCACAACGUGACGCGGGGAGCGCGAUCCGUGGCGGCUCCGUCCAGGUGCUUCCGGCUCCCACCGGACGGAGGCGCGCUCGGCCCCGACCUCACUCUUCCACGGAAGUGUGUUUAGGCGCACCGGAAGCCACCUCAGGGGUGAGCCAUGGCGGGUUUGCCUGUUAGAGACCCUGCGGUGGAUCGUUCUCUGCGUUCUGUAUUCGUGGGAAACAUUCCUUACGAAGCUACCGAAGAACAACUGAAGGACAUCUUCUCUGAGGUUGGGCCUGUUGUUAGUUUCAGAUUGGUAUAUGAUAGGGAGACAGGAAAACCAAAGGGUUAUGGCUUCUGUGAAUACCAAGACCAAGAAACAGCACUUAGUGCCAUGCGGAACUUGAACGGGCGUGAAUUCAGUGGACGAGCACUUCGAGUGGAUAAUGCUGCCAGUGAAAAGAACAAAGAAGAACUGAAAAGCCUUGGAACUGGUGCACCUGUCAUUGAGUCACCUUAUGGAGAGACCAUCAGUCCUGAGGAUGCCCCUGAAUCUAUUAGCAAAGCAGUUGCCAGUCUUCCACCAGAACAGAUGUUUGAGCUGAUGAAACAAAUGAAGCUCUGUGUCCAGAAUAGUCCCCAAGAAGCACGAAACAUGUUGCUUCAGAAUCCACAACUGGCUUAUGCUUUGCUACAGGCACAGGUAGUGAUGAGAAUUGUGGAUCCUGAGAUUGCCCUGAAAAUUCUGCAUCGCCAGACAAAUAUCCCAACGCUGAUUUCAGGCAACCCUCAGCCAGUUCAUGUUCCUGGGCCUGGCUCAGGACCCAAUGUGUCAAUGAACCAGCAGAAUCCUCAGGCCCCUCAGGCUCAAUCUUUGGGUGGAAUGCAUGUCAAUGGCGCGCCUCUGAUGCAAGCUUCUAUGCCAGGUGGAGUUCCAGCCCAAGUACAAAUGACAGCAGCCGUAGCAGGACCUGGCCCUGGUUCCUUAGCACCUGCAGGAGUCAUGCAAGCCCAAGUUGGAAUGCAAGGAGGUGGACCAGUGCCCAUGGAACGAGGACAAGGAACCCUACAGCACUCGCCCGUGGGACCUGCUGGGCCUGCAUCAAUUGAGCGAGUUCAAGUGCCGAUGCAAGACCCCAGAGCAGCUAUGCAGCGGGGAGCCUUGCCUGCCAACGUCCCAACUCCUCGUGGUCUGUUAGGAGAUGCCCCUAAUGACCCGCGAGGAGGCACUUUAAUGACUGUAACUGGAGAGGUAGAGCCUAGAGCUUACUUGGGACCGCCACCACCACCUCAUCAGGGCCCACCCAUGCACCAUGUUCCUGGCCAUGAAGGCCGUGGACCACCUCCACAUGACAUGAGGGGAGGUCCAUUAGCUGAGCCCAGACCUUUAAUGGCAGAGCCAAGAGGACCCAUGCUAGAUCAGAGGGGUCCACCUAUGGAUGCUAGAGGUGGAAGAGAUCCCCGAGGAUUAGAUGCACGAGGGAUGGAGGCCAGAGCCAUGGAGGCCAGAGGAUUGGAUGCCAGAGGACUGGAGGCCCGUGCCAUGGAAGCUCGUGCCAUGGAGGCCCGUGCUAUGGAGGCCCGUGCCAUGGAGGCCCGUGCUAUGGAGGCUCGUGCCAUGGAGGCCAGAGGCAUGGAUACCAGAGGCCCAGUACCUGGACCUAGAGGACCUCUGCCUAGUGGAAUCCAAGGUCCCAAUCCAAUGAACAUGGGGGCCGUCGUUCCCCAGGGAUCAAGACAGGUCCCAGUCAUGCAAGGAGCAGGUAUGCAAGGAGCGAGCAUGCAAGGUGGAAGUCAGCCUGGUGGCUUUAGUCCUGGACAGAGCCAAGUCACACCCCAGGAUCAUGAGAAGGCUGCUUUGAUUAUGCAGGUCCUUCAACUGACUGCAGACCAGAUUGCCAUGCUGCCUCCUGAGCAAAGGCAGAGUAUCCUAAUCUUAAAGGAACAGAUACAGAAAUCUACUGGGGCACCUUGAAAGGUUCUCAAAAAUACCUGGCAACAUAUCUGGAAAUACAGUUCCGUAACAUUGUUGAAAUCUUGAAAACUGGUGACUUCUGCAUCCUAACCCCCCAUGACUCAAAUUGGUGCCAGGUGGAGGACUCAAAUCACCAUUUCUCCAAACAAAAGCAGUUCAUUCUGUUGUCUUAGUUUGUAUAUUUUCUGUGAUAGUAAAUAAACUUUGAACACAUUUUAACAUACUGCAAAUUGAUAUACAUAACCAAUCCUUUUGCUUUUAAGAAGCUAAACACCAAGGUAAAAGCUUAGAGAUAUUUUCUACCCUUAGCAGCCUUGUCCUUUAAUCUUAUAUUGCCAUAGCUCUAUUCUUUCUUUAGCAUAAACGUUUAUUCUUCUUAAUGAUACUUGAGUAUUUUUUGGAAGCAAUGUUUAAAGGAGCUUUGUAUUUUGUUGAGUUUGCAUUUGGCAAGGUAGUAAGAUUUGUCCUUUGAAAACUUUAUAAAAUCUCUGAGUUUUCUGGGACAGAAAUCAAGUGUUUAAAACUAUCAAAUGGCCAGAUGGCCAACAAGCAAAGAGCAUAUCACAGUAAUGUUUGGUUUAAGAAAAUCCAGUUAUCCAGUGUCGUUUGGUCAGUAGCAGGUCUGAACAUACUUAGUUCAGAGUUAAGGCAAAGAUUGUUUUGGCACUGGUAUGAGUGUAUGUGUGUCAAUAACCUGAGAGACUGUUGUAAAGCUCUUCUGUCUAGAUAGCCAACUUUACAAGUUUACAAAGCCACUAGUUUUCCACAUGUUCAAAUUUAAUAAGGAAAAUCAAGUGAACAAAAUAUAUUUUAUCCCUCUUUCAGAAAAUGGCAAAGCUUUCAGCUCUUUCCUUUAGAUUCAUUCCAAGAACUUAAUACAGAAAACCCUAAAACUGUACAGUUUCAAGUCUUUUAAAAGGACCAAGUAUACAGCACACGAAGGCAGAUUGUCUGAUGUGGUUGCCUGCUUUUUUUCCAAGUACUACCUACUUGGAAGGUAAUUAGUGCCAUUGGCCUGUGCUAACCUGCAAGUCAUCUUGCCCUUUGUUCUCCACAUGAUGGCAUUAUAAGGAACAGCAUGGUUUCUUCCCAGCAGGGAAAACUAAAGACAUCUGAAGAGAUGCCUUAAUAACUAGUAAAGUUUACUAGAACUAAUUGUAAGAUCAUUUAUAUUCUCAGAACCCUACCCUCUGUGUUAGGAUUAUGGGCAGGUGAAUUAAAAUCAUUACUUAGGCAUACAAAGCAUAAUAACAUUGCUUACAUGCCAAACAAAAUAAUGCCAAGAUAUUAAAAUUGAGGGAUUUUUCUCUAUAUUUACAGUGAAAAUUUGCUGGAUGUCAUACAAUAAUCAAGAAAAGUGCAAAACAGCAAGCACUCUCUGCCUAAUCCACUUAAUCCCAAGUUCAACUAGGAUGUUAAUUAUGCAUACAGUUCAUUGUUUUCAUUACCUUCUUGCCUCCUGCAUAAAUAAUCAGUCAGUGAUGUGAUGAUUUUAGCAGCUGGCAUGACUUAAAAGUGCCAAUAUAUUUAGACACAGAGACCAUAAGGAAAGUAUUUCUAGUUAGGAACUUGGAUUUUCCACAACCAAUUCUCAAUCAAGAUUACUGAGGCUAAAGUUAUUUGGUAAGCAGUUGUCUAAUAGAAACCAUAUCCUGGAAAUCCUGUGUACAUUUUCCCAAAGCCUCAUUAAACUUAAUGUUGGUUAGCAGACACUCAGGUGAAUAAAUGACAAGAGCAGUGGCAUCCCAAUUCAUCCCCAUGGAAGUACUCAUCAGUGUUUUUACUGGUGUAAUAGUACCGUUAGCUACCCGCAAGUUCACGACCUGUCUUUAUUAUGUUCAGACUAGUGAGUGAAAAAUGAUCCUGCUAAUCCUAUAAUCAAGCUAUAGGUUCCAAGAUAAUUGGAAAGGUAAAUUUGUUUGCUCUUAAUCAAGAAAAUAGGUGGACUAGAUUCAAUCUGCUAAGUGUAUUGAGUUUAGCAGUCUGAGCACAAUGGAGUGUGGGAUUUUCUCCCUCUGAGGAGCCUGGGGCUUCUUUUUUGUGAGUCACUCCAGAGCCAGUGUGGUUAUUGUCCUGGUUAAUAGGAAAAAGAAUGACAUUUAGUGAAUGAUCCCUCAGGAAGACCUGGAGAAUAGUCAAAAUUAUAAAUUCUUUAUUGUCUUUUUAUACUGGACAUUCAUAAAUGAAACUCUUUAACAAAAAUGGUGGAGAGCUUGCUGUUGAAUUAAUUUAUCCCAUGGUGUAGGCCGGGCCUUCCCAGUCUUUUCAAACAAUACAAAAUGGCAAUGUAGUUGGCUUCUAAUUAUAAUGCAAAUUUGAUUACAGUUAAUAUACUUCAGAUGGAAAGCCUAGAGAAAGUAAGCAGAAUUGUUCAAUAAGCAACAAUGAAAAACUUUCAAUUGUUUGACAAAACAAAGUGUAAACUGUGGUCACACUGGAUAAGAUUGUGUUUAACAAUGUACCUAGUGAGUAUGGUAAGGGAGUGGGAAUCUUGGUAACUUUAUGUCUAUUAUUUAUGAUUAUUGUUUUGUCAUGAAUUCAAUAAAUAUUUGAAAAGUCA